UCACCAUUUGCUGGUCUAUCCUAUGACCAGCAUCAUCACCAUCAUAAUCCGCAUCAAAACGGGUCCACAUCGGCUCAAGUGUCUCGUACGGGUACCGCAAACGGUAAUGCUUCGAGUGCAACGAAUGCAGCGAAUGCUAGCAACACGGCCAAUGAGGCCAGUGUCUCAUCAGCACCAACAAUGGUUCCACGCAGCACUAGGCAUCGAUCAACGCCACACGAUGGCCUUAUCAAAUGUAAUUAUUGCCCGAAGAAAUGGGCCGAUCAAGCACUUGUAAGUUGUUGUUUCUCUUGGUAA
Anisakis simplex (herring worm) is the source of this 297-nucleotide messenger RNA. NCBI's taxonomy places the organism in Eukaryota, Metazoa, Nematoda, Chromadorea, Rhabditida, Anisakidae. The record is from the annotation of a GenBank genome assembly.